AACUUUAUAAUUCAUUAAAGCGAACCCCGACAUAUCUGUCUAUGCUUAUUUUAACAUAACAAACUGGGUGAUUUCAAUAAUUUAUGAAAAUGUAUCGUUUUCCUUCGCCUGUUUGAAACAAAAAAGUGGAAGGAUACAACUGUUGGUAAAUAAGUGGUGAUGCGGCCACAGUAAGAAAGGAAGACGAUUUUUUUUCUAAAUUACGUUGAUAGUUUAUAUUAACUAAAUUAUGAAAUGAUUUAGUCGUGAGGACAUAUGACCAUUUACUGAAGAUAGACAGAAUUUCGAGGCGUGCGUCGGAAUACGCUGCUGUUUGAGAAGUUUCUAUUUUCUUUUCCACCUGACUGCUUAGCGCAGCGGCGGCGCUUCGGUGGCCGGGGCUGAAUGUCCGUCGCCCUGCCGUGCAUCACCGGAGGAGACAUGGCUCAGUGAAAACACCGACGGGCUGCUGCGGCGGAUCCUUUUCUAAACGCUUCGAUUAUGCGAGUAACACUUCGCCUCGGACCAGAUCGGAUGCGUUCCCGCGAUCUCCUUUUAAUGAAUGAGGAUCAUAGUCCCUUGUUUGCUCCCUUUAAAGAUGAGGCGGAUCGCCGGACUGGGGGAUCGUGGCCGCCGCUCUAGGAGAAGUCCUGAUAACCGGGUUCACUUAUCUGUGCUGCUUUCUUGAAAAAAGAAAAUAAAACAAAACUAUUUAAGGCGAUGGGAUCGGGGAUGACUGGAUUACAAAGCAUGGAUUGUAAACAACGCACGAUGCUGCUGGGCUGAUUUUACGUUUGGUGGAAUAAAACAAUCAUUGUCACAGAUCUGUUUAUUGUUUUAUAUGUUUGGUUUAUUUUUUUGUUUUAUAACCUACCCUCCUUUUUUUGAGGAGGGUGCCUGAUUUAUCUGCUAUCUCAGCUGUUUGCCCCACCGUAGUGUUCUACGCGGGGAGUUGUGGGGUCGUCCCUGGUUUUAGGGCCUCUUGCCCGGGGAAGCGUCGAGACCAUGGAUGCAUAAACUGUUUAAAUUGUGCCAAACUCCUUGUGUGGAGUUUUACAGUCAAUCAUCCCUUGGAGUCCUUCAGCCCGGUCAAGAAAAUAAAGAAACUCUCGACUGCGAAACUUAAGAGACUUACGGGCAUGCAUUGUGUUCUCGAUGGAAGGACAUUCAGGACUCGGCUUUUUAUUAGGACAGAAGAGUGAAAAUGCUUGUGCACACCUACAGGGGCGAUCUGGCAAGUUACAAGUGUCAGGGCAUGUCUGUCGUUUCCUAAGAUAAUCAUGUACACUGGGGACACACGUUAGACCCGCGGCCUUUUUAGUCGACUUUUAUUAUAUUAAAGAACGAAGUCUGAACGAACAUUUUAGCGCACCAUCAUGUCUGCCAUCGCUGAAUUUGUUCCCCCACCGGAGUGUCCUGUUUUCGAGCCCAGCUGGGAGGAUUUUUCGGACCCACUGGGUUUUAUAAACAAGAUACGGCCCAUUGCCGAGAAAACUGGCAUCUGCAAAAUCCGACCCCCCGAGGACUGGCAGCCCCCGUUUGCCUGCGAUGUGCGGAACUUCCGCUUCACUCCACGCGUCCAGAGACUAAACGAGCUGGAGGCACUGACCCGUGUGAAGCUCAACUUCCUCGAUCAGAUCGCCAAGUUCUGGGAGCUUCAAGGCUCCCGACUCCGUUUCCCGCAUGUGGAGAGGAGGAUCUUGGACCUCUAUCAGCUCAGUAAGAUAGUGUCGGCCGAGGGCGGCUUUGAGACUGUCUGUAAGGAGAAGCGAUGGUCUAAGGUGGCCAGCCGCAUGGGGUUUCCCCCGGGCAAAGGCACGGGCUCCCUGCUCCGCUCGCAUUUUGAGAGGAUCCUCUACCCCUACGAGCUCUUCCAGUCUGGUGCCACGCUCACGGGGGUCCACAAGCUGUAUGAAGAAGGAGGGGAUGGAGAGGAAGUGGACGAGGGAAUGGAGAAAGAUGAGAGGACGGAGGAGGUGGAGGAGGUAGAGGAAGACGAGGAGGACUCUGAUGGCCUGUGUGACAUGGUGCAGGGCAAGACACGCCCCCUGCCUGAGAGGCGGUCCCGGCGGCUGAAGUCUGCUGAGAGAGAAAACAAGGAGCCAAAGGUUUUGCAGAUCUUUGGUGGGAGCCCUAAGAUGGUGGGGCUGGAGAUCGUACCAGCUGAUGGUGGCUUCAGGAAGCAGCGUAACCUCAAGGCCCAGGCCUUUGCCAUCAAGAUGCAGCAGCGAAAAGAGACAUUGGAGGUCAACUUCAUCGACUUGUACAUGUGCCUGGCAUGUGGCCGCGGCGACGAGGAAGAUCGCCUCCUGCUGUGCGACGGCUGCGAUGACAGCUACCACACCUUCUGCCUCAUCCCGCCCCUCCAGGAUGUGCCCAAGGGAGACUGGCGUUGCCCCAAGUGUGUGGCAGAGGAGUGCAGCAAACCACGGGAGGCGUUCGGGUUCGAGCAGGCAGUGCGGGAGUACACCCUUCAGAGCUUUGGGGAGAUGGCCGACCACUUCAAGUCUGACUACUUCAACAUGCCCGUCCACAUGGUGCCCACCGAGCUGGUGGAGAAGGAGUUCUGGAGGCUGGUGAGCAGCAUCGAGGAAGACGUGAUCGUGGAGUACGGAGCCGACAUCAGCUCCAAGGAGGUGGGCAGCGGGUUCCCCGUGAGAGACUCCAAGAGGAGGCUGCUGUCAGACGAGGAGGAGUACGCCAACUCAGGCUGGAACCUGAACAACUUGCCGGUUCUGGAGCAGUCGGUCCUGGCACACAUCAACGCCGACAUCUCGGGCAUGAAGGUGCCCUGGCUGUACGUGGGCAUGUGUUUCUCCUCUUUCUGCUGGCACAUCGAGGACCACUGGAGCUACUCCAUCAACUUCCUCCACUGGGGUGAGCCGAAGACGUGGUACGGAGUCCCUGCGCACGCUGCCGAGCAGCUGGAGGCGGUGAUGAAGAAGCUGGCCCCCGAGCUCUUCGACUCCCAGCCCGACCUGCUGCAUCAGCUGGUCACCAUCAUGAACCCCAAUGUCCUCAUGGAGCACGGAGUCCCGGUGUUCCGGACCAAUCAGUGCGCAGGGGAGUUUGUAGUGACCUUCCCCAGGGCCUACCACAGUGGCUUCAAUCAGGGCUACAACUUUGCAGAGGCUGUCAAUUUUUGCACUGCGGACUGGCUGCCCAUGGGCCGUCAGUGCGUGGCCCACUACCGCCGGCUGCAACGCUACUGCGUCUUCUCACACGAGGAACUACUGUGCAAGAUGGCGGCUGACCCCGAAAGCCUGGACGUGGAGCUGGCCGCCGCUGUCUUCCGGGAGAUGGGAGACAUGUUGGAAGAGGAAAGUCGGCUCAGGAAGGCGGUCCAGGAGAUGGGGGUGCUGUCCUCUGAGCAGGAGGUGUUUGAGUUAGUCCCAGACGACGAGCGUCAGUGCUACAAGUGCAAGACCACUUGCUUCCUGUCGGCGCUGACGUGCCACUGCAGCCCUGAGCGACUCGUGUGCCUGCACCACUCUGCUGAUCUGUGCGACUGCCCCCUGGCCAGCAAAUGCCUCAGAUACCGGUACACCCUGGAUGAGUUCCCCUCAAUGCUGCACGGGGUCAAGUCACGUGCGCAGUCUUACGACACCUGGGCCAGGAGGGUCACCGAAGCCUUGGCUGCUGACCAGAAGAACAAGAAAGACCUGAUAGAGCUGAAGGUGCUCCUGGAAGAUGCAGAAGACAGGAAGUACCCAGAGAACAACCUGUUCCGACGCCUCAAGGAGAUGGUGAAGGAGGCCGAGAUGUGCUCCUCCGUGGCCCAGCUGCUGCUGAGCCGCAAGCAGAAGCACAGGCAACGGCCGGAGGGCGGCCGAGCCCGCAGCAAGCUGACGCUGGAGGAGCUGAAAGCCUUCGUGGAGCAGCUCUUUCGGCUGCCUUGCAUCAUCAUCCAGGCGCGUCAGGUCAAAGAGCUGCUGGAGAACGUGGAGGACUUCCACGAGCGGGCGCAGGCGGCCUUAGCGGACGAGACGCCUGACUCUUCCAAGCUGCAUGCCUUGCUGGAGCUGGGCGCCGGGUUGGACGUGCAGCUGCCCGAGCUGCCACGCCUCAAGCAGGAGCUGCAGCAGGCGCGCUGGCUGGACGAGGUGCGGCUGGCGUUGGCUGAGCCCCAGCGCGUCACCCUGGAGGUCAUGAAGCGCCUCAUAGACUCGGGCGUGGGCCUGGCGCCGCACCACGCCGUGGAGAAGGCCAUGGCCGAGCUGCAGGAGAUCCUGACUGUGUCAGAGCGCUGGGAGGACAAGGCACGCACCUGCCUGCAGGCCAGGCCGCGGCACAGCAUGAGCACACUGGAGGGCAUCGUGAUGGAGGCCCGGAGCAUCCCUGCAUACCUGCCCAACGUCCUGGCCCUGAGGGAUGCUCUGCAGAAGGCCAAAGAGUGGACAGCGAAGGUGGAGGCCAUCCAGAAUGGCAGUAACUACGCCUACCUGGAGCAGCUGGAAAGCCUGUUGGCUCGCGGACGCUCCAUCCCCGUGCGCCUGGAUGCGCUGGCGCAGGUGGAGUCGCAGGUUGCGGCCGCCCGGGCCUGGAGGGAGAGGACAGCACGUACCUUUCUUAAGAAGAACUCCACCUAUACCCUCCUGCAGGUGCUGAGCCCCCGCGUGGAUAUCGGGGUUUACGGAAACAGCAAGAGCAAGCGUAAGAGGGCGAAAGAGCUGCUGGAGAAGGAAAGGGGCCUGGAGAUGGAGGGUCUGAGUGACCUGGAGGAUGGCCUGGACGACGUCCGUGAUCCGGCCACAGUGGUGGCAGCCUUCAAGACCAAGGAGCAGAAGGAGCUGGAGGCCAUCCACUCACUGCGGGCGGCCAACCUGGCCAAGAUGGCGAUGGCGGACCGCAUCGAGGAGGUCAAGUUCUGCCUGUGCCGCAAGACGGCCAGUGGCUUCAUGCUGCAGUGUGAACUUUGCAAGGACUGGUUCCAUGGAGCCUGCGUGCCGCUGCCCAAGGCGGGCACCCAGAAGAAAGGCCUAGCCUGGCAGAGCAAGGAGGCCAAGUUCCUGUGCCCGCUGUGCCAGCGCUCGCGGCGCCCCCGCCUGGAGACCAUCCUGUCGUUGCUGGUGUCACUGCAGAAGCUUCCAGUGAGGCUCCCUGAAGGCGAGGCGUUGCAGUGCCUGACGGAGCGGGCCAUGAGCUGGCAGGACCGCGCCCGCCAGGCCCUGGCCACCGAUGAGCUGUCGUCCGCCCUGGCCAAGCUGUCGGUGCUCAGCCAGCGCAUGGUGGAGCAGGCGGCGCGAGAGAAGACCGAGAAGAUCAUCAAUGCCGAGCUGCAGAAGGCCGCGGCCAACCCUGACCUGCAGGGUCACAUCCAGACCUUCCAGCAGGCCGGCUUCAGCAGGUCCACCUCGCCACGGCAAUCCAUGGACUACGAUGACGAGGAGACCGACUCUGAUGAGGACAUUCGAGAGACAUACGGCUACGACAUGAAGGUGACAUUUGACUCAGGUGGGAUGAAGCCCUACUUGUUCUGUGAUGAGGAGAUCCCUGUCAAAUCAGAGGAGGUGGUCAGUCACAUGUGGCCAGCAACGCCCUCCUUCUGUGCCGAGCAUGCCUACUCCUCCGCGUCCAAGUCCUGCGCACAGAACUCGGCCACGCCCCGGAAACAGCCGAGGAAGACACCCCUGGUUCCGCGCAGCCUGGAGCCCCCCGUGCUGGAGCUGUCCCCAUCAGCCAAGGCCCAGCUGGAAGAGCUGAUGAUGGUCGGCGACCUGCUGGAGGUCUCCCUGGACGAGACCCAGCAUAUCUGGAGGAUCCUGCAGGCUACGCACCCACCCUCAGAAGAACGCUUUCUGCAGGUCAUGGAGCCUGAGGAGACCGUCCUGGAGAAGCCGGUGAAGCUGAAGCCGCGGGACCCGGAGAAGAAACGCAAACGGAAGCUGGAGAAGGCAGAGCAGCUGCUGCUGGCGGGCGGCGAGGGCCGACCCAAGUCCAAGGACCUGAAGAAGGUGGAGGGCAAGCCCAAGAAGAAGAAGCUGAAGCUGGGCCCCGACAAGUCCAAGGAGCUGAAGCAGCUGGCCAAACGGCUAGCCAAGGAGGAGAAGGAGAGGAAGCGCAAGGAGAAGGCGGCCGUCAAGGCUGAGGCGGCCAAGGAGAGCCUGGAGAAGAAGCGGGAGAAGAAGGUGCUGGACAUCCCAUCCAAAUACGACUGGUCUGGCGCCGAGGACUCCAACGAUGAGAAUGCAGUGUGUGCGGCCAAGAACUGCCAGCGGCCGUGCAAGGACAAGGUGGACUGGGUGCAGUGUGACGGCGGCUGCGAUGAGUGGUUCCACCAGGUCUGCGUAGGCGUGUCCUGUGAGAUGGCAGAAAAUGAGGACUACAUAUGCUCAGCCUGCUCCCGCAAGGUGGCUGUAGGCGGGGCUGGGAAGGCGGGGACAGAUGUUGCCGGGCAGGCUCCGCCCCCAUGCUCCUUGCAGGGCCUCCCGCCCACCACCCUGCUACAUCUGCAGGACAGCAGCUAACGCAGAGAUGCCAGGGUGCCCGACCAGCCCAAGGGUAGCCCAGUGCUCCUUUUGUGAUUAUGAACCCAAAGUUUGUCUCGACAAAUGAGAACGUUGGACAUGCAUCUAAAUGAACGCACAGAGUCGGGAUCCUUAUGCACACCAGGGAAGGCCCCAGGUGUGGCUGCAGAUCGUUCUAGAAGAACGGUCACCUCGCCUGCACCUCAUCCCUCGAGCAGGGGUGACAGGAGCUAAACCCUACAACCCAAAAUGAGUUGACUGCGAUGUUACGCCGAGAGAAUGUCGCAGCUCAUGGAGACGUAUAUGCUGCAUCGAGAUGAUAAACCGGAUAUACCCGCUCCACCACGCAGAGAGGCAGUGGCUUCUGGCCUGGUUCUCAUCAUGAAAUCACUCACACUUUUCACCCGCAGCCGUAAUCCUGCCCCGCGGUACGGGUCAGUACGUAGGACUAGGAGAGUGGUUGUAUGUAGCGAACAUAUUUAUAAUGUAAAUAGGUUUUGAGCAUCAAAAUACCUGGGAUGUGGCUUUUUGUCGUUUAUCACCUUUAAUAAACUCUUCCUAGUCAAAGCUA
Molecule: messenger RNA, 7017 nt
Organism: Brienomyrus brachyistius
Lineage: Eukaryota; Metazoa; Chordata; Actinopteri; Osteoglossiformes; Mormyridae
Gene: kdm5a
Product: lysine (K)-specific demethylase 5A
Exons: 28
Coding region: 1356-6446 (1696 amino acids)
Biological process (GO): chromatin remodeling
Cellular component (GO): nucleus
Molecular function (GO): DNA binding; histone demethylase activity
Source: RefSeq, a predicted model, not a curated record